GUGUGUUCAUAGUAGCGGCCAAGCGAACUCCGUUCGGCACGUAUGGCGGCAAGUUUGUGAAGACAAGCAGCGAACUGCAGCUGGUUGCAGCCAAAGCUGCAUUAGAGGCAGCCAACUGCAAGCCCGAAAUGGUUGACCGGUCGUUUGUCGGAAAUGUGCUCUCGAACACAUCAGUUGACGGCAUCUUCCUGCCUCGUCACGUGUCACUGAGAGCCAACAUCCCCAUUGAGCGACCGGCGCUGGGAGUCAACCGGCUGUGCGGCUCUGGAUUCCAGGCAGUCGUUAAUGGAGCUCAGAACAUAAUCUGCGGAGACUCCGAGGUAGUCCUAACCGGGGGCGUGGACAACAUGAGCCAAGCGCCUCACACAGUACGCGGUCUGCGAUUCGGUGGCCUGCCGCUCAGUGCCAAGUGCGAACUGGAGGACAGCCUGUGGCUGGGACUGACUGACACUUACUGUGGUCUCCCCAUGGCGCUGACUGCUGAGAAACUGGCUGCCCAGUACAAGAUCACACGAGACAGGGUGGAUCAGUUUGCGCUCAGGUCGCAGCAGAACUGGAAGAAAGGUAGGUUGACAGAUAGAUAUACC
Molecule: messenger RNA, 587 nt
Organism: Nilaparvata lugens (brown planthopper)
Lineage: Eukaryota; Metazoa; Arthropoda; Insecta; Hemiptera; Delphacidae
Product: 3-ketoacyl-CoA thiolase, mitochondrial-like
Biological process (GO): fatty acid beta-oxidation
Molecular function (GO): acetyl-CoA C-acetyltransferase activity
Source: RefSeq, a predicted model, not a curated record